CUAAGUGGGAUAAUCAUUUUGUACGUCUCUACUACUAUUGAAAGGUUUACUAUCAAGGAUGCCAAUAAAUAAAUUCAACUAUUGAUCGUACGUAUGCCUUGUCGCGUUUGCAUGCUAUUGUUUUUCGGAAACGAAAUCUGCAGUUGGAGAUCACGUUUUAAUUUAUUUUGGAAGUGAUGUGAAACAGAUGAAUAUAAAGAAAGUGAACAUAUAGAGCCUGGGUAAAUUGAUAUCUGCUUACCAAGUUGUCUAGAGCCUCAAGCCAAUAAAAUCCAGAGUGAUAAGAUAUAAAGCUUCUCAACUUGAGUUGUCAACUUCGAUCUAUAAAACCAACAGUCUAAUUUUCAAAAAACAUACCCUAUAAACUUGUUAUUAAAUGGCACAAACUAGAGUUAUGUUUGCAGACUCUCGUCCUUCAAUCUCGUUUGAAAUAAAAACUCUUCACAUAUAUUAAAACAUCUUCAUAAGAUGAGCGUGGCGGGAGUGUGGAUAAAAACCCAUUUAAGAUGCUGAAAAUUGAAUCUGUUCAAUCACUGCCUCACAAAUGGCUGGAAAUUAGUGUACAACUUAUUAAUAUUUAUUUUUUCUAUUUAGUAGUGUCUUAGUUUUAUUUGGAGUUGAAGUGGCAUCAUGACGGAAUUGCUUAAGAUAUUCCUUCUCGUAUUUCUCCCACUCUACUUCACAAACGGCCAAAAAGAUCCGGACGAGUCAAAACCGUACGAGUUCGGCUUCACCAUUGACGGUCAACAACAUCGUCACGAAAAAAAAGACGAGAAAGGCAUUAUUCAAGGUGAAUUUGGAUUCAUUACAGCCGACGGCAUCUACCACGUGACAGUUUAUGCCACAGACGAAAAUGGCAAAUUUAAAAUACUCAGCACAAGAAACUUAAGGAUAAGUGCUCCCCUAGAUGGUUCUCCUUUCAAAGGAGAAAUCUCACCUGAAGCAAACAAGUAUCGUAAGCAAGCGAAUCUACCUCCAUUACCCUCCUCACCUGAUGUAGCACCGAACGCUUUAUCCCUUCCAGCACCUUCACAGUCUUCCCAGCAGGUGCAAGGUGCUACCACACCAAAAGCUUUUCAGAAGUUUACCACUCCGUCUACCAUAAAACCUGCUUGUGCUGGAUGUGGCUAUGUGACCACUCCCAAACCAAAGCCUGGCCAAUCUCCGUUCGAGUUUGAACACUCGAUAUUCCAGAAGCCAAACCAACCUGGACAAGAAUUGGGGCAAAAUAACCAAGUGGGAAGUCAAAUUGAUCCACAACAAAUUUCACCACAACUUAAUGAGGCUUUUGGUGGUUUAUCUGAACAGACUCCUAGAGGACAACCCCAAAAAACCCCUGCUAGUCUUCAUAACAACUUGGCUACAGAUACUCAAUAUCCUACUGGACAAGCUAGUCCUAUCUCGCAGCAAGCAGCUGGAUCAUUAGGACACCAAAGUCAGCAAGGAGGAUCGCCACCUCAAUACCAAGCCACCGCAGGACCACAAACCACGAACUACAACACAUUUGCUGGAGGAAUACCUAUACUACAGUCAUUGCAACCAGGACAAGCAGGAUCUCAACAGCCUGGGAGCUUUGGAGGAGGACCACAGACUUCUGACUACAACACUUUUGGUAGUGGAGUACAAUCUCCUGUCGAACAACCAGGAUCUCAGCAGCUUGCUGGUGAAUUGAAUCAAGCACAACCAGGCCAAGCCGGUUUUCAACAAACUGGAAACUUUGCAGGAGGUCAACAGACGAAUUAUAAUUCUCUUGGUGGUGGUGGUUUGAGUCAAGCACGACCAGUGCAAGGGGGUUUUCAACAACCUGGAAACUUUGCAGGAGAAGCAAACCCAUUACAGCUUCCUGGACAAGGGCCACAAACGCCAGUUUCGGAGUUACCUCCAGUAUCUGUUUCUGGAGGGGUUAUCCAUGUUGGCGGAGAUAAGCAGCAGGAUAUACCUAUUAAAGACAAGUUUCCUGGUAUGUCUGAUGGCUUACCAGAAGAAAUUGAGGAGAAAGACAUCACGAAUCUUUUAUAUAAAUUUCAUUAUUUUGUUGGGUUCCAUGGACACUAUGAGAAAGGGUUGAAGAACGGUGCUAAGAUUGGAGGUUAUUUCGUCAAUGGUAGAGAUGGAAUCAGUCGGGUGGUGACUUACGUUGCUGACGAGAACGGUUACAGACCCAAAGUGAAGUUUAUUAACUUGGGACUCGAUUCUGACGAGACCCCUAAGCCAGAAACCGAGAAGAAGUUCGGACUGAAGAGUUUCGAGUUUGUGUGGUAUCCUUUGUAAAUAUGUUUAGGUUAUAUGUUAUUGUUUUGUUGAUGAAAUAAAUGGUUUUUUAAUUAAA
Messenger RNA from Anthonomus grandis grandis, 2329 nucleotides. RefSeq names its product protein lethal(3)malignant blood neoplasm 1 (gene l(3)mbn). Gene Ontology annotation, cellular component: chitin-based extracellular matrix. The record is from RefSeq and is a predicted model, not a curated record. Gene Ontology annotation, molecular function: structural constituent of chitin-based larval cuticle. NCBI's taxonomy places the organism in Eukaryota, Metazoa, Arthropoda, Insecta, Coleoptera, Curculionidae. The transcript is spliced from 10 exons. The coding region runs from base 631 to 2271 and encodes 546 amino acids.